Polyodon spathula (Mississippi paddlefish) is the source of this 5621-nucleotide messenger RNA. RefSeq names its product leucine-rich repeats and immunoglobulin-like domains protein 2. Lineage: Eukaryota; Metazoa; Chordata; Actinopteri; Acipenseriformes; Polyodontidae. The transcript is spliced from 20 exons. Gene Ontology annotation, molecular function: protein binding. The coding region runs from base 346 to 3615 and encodes 1089 amino acids. The record is from RefSeq and is a predicted model, not a curated record.
AGUCCUGAAGCGAGGCGCUUUGUUACCUUAAAAUAAACUCGGAAAUGCGUAAUACGCGAACGUGUGCAAUGGUGUUAUUAUGCAGAUACGUCUUUUGUGAAAGCGAUAUUUUGAUUCUCGAUAACAUGGAAAACUUGUUUGUUUGUUUUUUCGAUACGUUAUUUCAGAGCUUGCGAGAGCUGCCUGCGUUAACUUAAACAAAGCGGAAAGGGAAAUCGAUGUCCCUUGCUGUAAGGGAAACUGGUGCGCGGUGAGAGGUUCGCUGCUGAAGAUCGCGAGUUUAUUGCUAGUGCAAAGUUAUUUUUGUACUGUUAUCGUUAAAGAUAUAUAAGGAACCUCUUGUUAAUGUUGAGAUCCAAAAUGGCGGCUUGUUGGGUCGCUCCCCCAGUGAUCCUGGUGUUUGCGUCGGUCCUUUCUGCUCCGGGGCUCGCCUCCUCCUGCCCGCAUCCCUGCUCCUGCAGCGCCGGGGAGAAUGGCUUCAUGAUGCUGGAUUGUAGUAGAAGGAAACUGACAGAGGCGCCCUCUGAGCCACCAGACUGGAUAACAUACUUGAGCUUGAACUACAAUGAAUUGACAGCAGUCCCCUUCUUUGGACAAUUUCAUGACAGUUAUUUUUGUAUUUCAUAUCAGACAAUUUGGGUAAUGCUAACUUGGAACAUAACAGUUUUGUCACUAGUUCAUAACAGAAUUGCAGAGAUCGUCACAGAUCAUCUUCAGCCAUAUGUUUCUAUGGAUUCUUUGGACCUCAGCUCAAACCUGAUUUCACAAGUACAAGCAGCCUCAUUUCCACCAAUGCAGCUCAAAUAUUUAAAUUUGAGUAACAACAGAAUUACCACUUUGGAACCCGGGUGCUUUGAUAAUAUCUCUAGCUCCUUGGUGGUCCUGAAACUGAACAGAAACAGAAUCACUUUCCUCCCGCUGAAGAUCUUUAAACUUCCUCACUUACAGUACUUGGAAUUAAAACGUAACAAAAUUAAGAUGAUCGAAAGCCUUACAUUCCAAGGCCUGGAUUCCUUGAAAUAUCUGAAGAUGCAGCGUAAUGGACUCAGCCAGCUUAUGGAUGGAGCCUUUUUCGGACUUAAUAAUAUGGAGGAGCUGGAACUGGAACACAAUAACCUGACGGAAGUGAACAAAGGCUGGCUCUAUGGGUUACGAAUGCUGCGUUUGCUCCAGGUUAGCCACAAUGCUAUUGGCAGGAUCAGCCCUGAUGCUUGGGAGUUCUGCGAGAAACUGUCUGAAUUAAAUGUAUCUUCUAAUCAUUUGACUCGCUUGGAUGCGACUGCUUUUUCUGGUCUUGGUUUGCUUGAGACUUUGAACUUGGGGAACAAUGCUGUGAGCCACAUUGCGGAGGGUGUGUUCAGUGGUCUGCCCAACCUGCACCAUCUAGAUAUAAGAAAUAAUGACAUUUCUUGGGCUAUUGAAGAUUCGGUUGGAGUGUUUGUUGGGCUGGGCAAGUUGAACACACUAAUACUGCAAGGAAACGGGAUUAAAUCUGUGACAAGUAAAGCAUUCUCCGGUCUUGAGACGCUAGAACAUCUGGACUUGACUAGAAAUGGAAUCAUGUCGAUUCACCCAAAUGCCUUUUCACAGGUGAACCUAAAAGAACUUCUGUUGAACACCAGUAGUUUGCUGUGUGACUGCAAUCUUAAAUGGCUACCUCAGUGGCUGAUUGACAACAAAUUCCAGCAUUCUGUGAAUGCCAGCUGCGCCCACCCUGCAUGGCGCGCAGGACAGAGCAUUCUCAGUGUCGUCGUGGAGGAUCUGAUCUGCGAUGAUUUUCCUAAGCCCCAGAUCACUGCACAUCCUGAGACUACAGUGGCUCUCAAGGGAAUGAAUAUUACAUUCACUUGCAUUGCAGCAAGCAGCAGUGAUUCACCAAUGUCGGCAGCUUGGAGGAGAGACAGUGAAGUUUUGUAUGAUGCAGCAGUCCAAAACUUUGUCAGAUACAGGGAGCAAGAGGGAGCGCUCAUUGAGUACACCACUGUGCUGCAUCUUUUUAAUGUUAAUUUUACCGAUGAAGGCCGGUACCAGUGUGUUGUCACGAAUCACUUUGGAUCCAAUUAUUCAGAAAGAGCAAAACUUACUGUGAACGAACUGCCCUCCUUUGUGAAAACGCCGAUGGACCUCACCAUUCGGACUGGGACCAUGGCUCGCCUGGAGUGUGCCGCAGAGGGGCACCCCGCUCCUCAGAUCGCCUGGCAGAAAGACGGUGGCACAGACUUCCCAGCUGCGCGGGAGCGGCGCAUGCACGUCAUGCCAGAGGAUGAUGUGUUCUUCAUCGCAAAUGCCAAGAUUGAAGACAUGGGAGUCUACAGCUGCACAGCACAGAACCCAGCGGGGAGUGCACAUGCUAAUGCAACACUAACAGUUUUAGAAACUCCCUCUUUUGUCCGACCCUUGGAGGACCGAGUGGUAGCCAAAGGGGAGACUGCAGUGCUGCAGUGUAUAGCUGGCGGCAGCCCCCCUCCUCGACUGAACUGGACGAAGGAUGACGGGCCCUUGGUGCUUACAGAGCGGCACUUCUUUGCUGCAGCCAAUCAGCUGCUGAUUAUUGUGGACGCUGGUCCGGGGGAUGCUGGGAAAUACACUUGCAUCAUGUCAAACACGUUGGGUACAGAGCGGGGUCACAUCUUCUUAAAUGUUGUUCCUUCUCCAAACUGUGACCCUGCUCAGGGCAGCGGUGCUUAUGAAGAGGACGGAUGGACUACUGUGGGAAUCGUGAUCAUCGUGGUUGUGUGCUGCGUUGUGGGCACCUCUCUUGUCUGGGUUAUUGUCAUUUAUCACAUGAGAAGGAAAAAUGAAGAUUAUAGUAUUACUAACACAGAUGACAUGAAUUUGCCGGGUGACAUUCCCAGUUAUCUGUCCUCUCAAGGAACACUAUCGGAGCCUCAGGAGGUCUAUAGUAACUCUGAAGCCGGGAGUCACCAGCAGCUAAUGCCCCCUUCAGCUAAUGGCUACGUCCACAAAGGAACAGAUGGUAUUUGUUAUGUGGGCUCUGGGAGUGAAGUGGAUAUGGAUGUCAACCCUUUUCUGGCCUCCAGCUUGCAAAGCAGGAUGGGCUGCUUAUUCAGUGGGAGGACUGGCUUCCCGCCAGAGGAGUCACAAGAAGGAUAUGCGCAGGCCAGCUCGGGUUCUGAGCCGCUGGUCAUUUGUUCUGAUUGCUAUGACAAUGCCAACAUGUAUUCAAGGACCCGGGAGUACUGUCCAUAUGCCUACCUUAGUGAAGAGGACUGCUUACCUGCCCAUGCGCAUCAAGAGGACCCAGCCCUCGAUGGGGUAAUCGCAGACAAGGACAUGUCUGUAUUUCUGACCAACCAUGACAGGAUACAUCUAAAAGCUUCUUCUCAGAAGUGCAGCACUGAAAGCCAUUCCCGACCGUUGUGGGUGUUAAAUCAAGACACGGGACUUGUUUCACAUUCCAUCUUCUCCCAGCAGCCAGUGAAUGUACCUGCAAACCCUUCUGCACGUGUUCUUCGAGAAGAUGAGAAGGAAGAGGAGGAGGGUGAUCUUGAGUGCUCAGCACCCUCCAAGCCAUUCCAGCAUGCAGCACAGGAGCACAGCUGCGAUUCCAACAGGACUCCUCAAAACAGACAGGACCCCAAAGCUCCCAAAUAGAGCAGAAGAAGCCUCAUCUGAGGAAGCCACUACCUCCAAAUGACUACACUAAACGCCAAAAAAUGCAUAUGUGCGAGUUUACAUUUCAAGAAACAAUGAAGCAUUUUAACACAGAAAAGUCGAUACUUCAUUCAUUACCUGCGCCCUGUAUUAAGCAUUUUUGACCGAUUUUAGUAUUUAAUAGUUUUUGAAGUCAUUACUUGAGCUGUUGCCGCCUUAAUCAGCUUGGACUCAGGCACCCACACUGUACAUUAGAAAAUGUGAGAAAAAUAGCUUUCGCUCACCUGUGUUCCAGACAAGCUUAUAAAUAUAACAUUGUGCACUGAAAAUGAACAAUCAUGGAUUUUGGCCACAUACAAUUAACUUUUGCUUUGGAGAAAGGCAGGAACUUAAGCUGUCCCAGGUAUGAUCUUAUACUGUCCAUUCUAAAUGCUGAUGUCUGCUCUGCUAAGAAACAGGUCAUUCCUGCUGGUUGGGUUCUAAUCCUGUGUCUCCUGGGAUUCCUGUAAGUGUUAUCGGAAUCUGGUAGAUGCACAGAAUCAAGCUGAGGACUCUUCAAUUAAAUGAAUUUGCACUUAUGAGAAGAAUAGUCUGCUUUAUGUUCAGUAGUACAUUUUUAAUGGCGCUACCUUCAGAAAACUAAAUGAAAGUAAACAGAUUUAAUCAGAUCUUUCCAUAGGUCCACGGCAUACUUUCUUUAAACAUGCGCUGACUCGAGAGCAGCGAAGACGAACACUGUCCUCCGAAGUGUGUGCCGUCAGCUUCUUUUCACACAGCAGUCUCGCCAUGCAGCCACCUUGGAGGACAACGCACCUCCGGGCUGCUUGCAGGCAAGUCUGCAGGCUGCUGGCCAGAUUACAAGGGUUGCUGUUGCAUGGUGAGCUAAGGACACUGGCUGACCUAAACCCUGCCCACCGGCGACGCUCGGCCAAUUAUGUGCCACCCCCUGGAAUAGCCUGGACUCGAACCGGUGACGUCCAGGCUGUAGGGUGCAUCCUGCAUUCCACGCGGCGCGCCUUUAACGGAUGCGCCACUAGUUCUGUAUUUUUUUUUUUUUUAAUGUAAUAACUGCCUGCUGUCUCACUCCAAGGUUUCCAUGAACUGAUUAUCUUUUACAUGUAAAGAAUGCUUAAAUGAUGAGGACCUUCGUGCUUUGAAUAUUAAUACAGUAUUGAAAUACUGAUGUGACACAGUUCAAGUUCUACUCCAAAUUCACGUAGAACAGUUUAACGAUUUGAUUGAUUAAUCCGUUCACAUAUAGACUAUUGGUUGUUUAAGAAAUAUUAGUAAUUUUUUUUUAUAGAAUGUGGUUAACAACAAGUAUUGAAUUUGGAGAAUGUGUUUUCUCUAUUGUUGUCUUGCAUAUCAUUGCAAGUUAACUCAAAAUGUAAAUGUUUUGUUUGCACAAUUCUGGCCUUAAACUUGGUUUUUGUCUUUUUGUUGUCUUAAAAUAAGUAACUAAGUAACUGUUUGGCCUUAAGUUGUAAUGCGGUGACAGUAUUCUGAGUUUUAUGAUGCUUCCUUUUUAUACAGCAUGUGUUUCCCUGAACGUAUCGUCCUCAUGUUUGAGCUGUGGGAAUGCAAGAUCGUUGUGCAGGUUGGUAAAAGCUGGCCGUGUUUGGCACUAUAUUAACAUUGCAAUCACACCGGUCUUCAUGGUUGAUGUCAUACAGUAACAUGUUGAACAGGUCUGUUGAUGCACACGAUGGUCUAGUUUUCAGUGUGUAUUGCUCCGGGGCAAAAUGUUAUAUAACAUGAUAUCUAUUAUACUUUUUAUACUGCUGCGUUUGUACUGAUUGCAUAAAUUCCAAAGUCUCGGCAUUUACACUCUAUGCUGGAAAUAUUGAUCAAAUGCUGUCUUGCUGUAUCGUGUAACGGUUCCCUUUGUAAUAUGUAUUUCAAAUGCUGUCGACUAAAUGUACAUUCUGUAAAGCAUGUGUAAAAUAUGUUUUGUUUCUUGUGAUGUAUAGUGACCUUGAAACAAUAAACUAAAGUACUUUUGUGAA